AUGGAGCCGGAGAGGGGACGAGACGCGGUGUUUUCAGACAAGCGGAGGACGAGCAGUGAGAGCGCGAGGCUGGGCCUCUGCGGCGCUGUGUUCAUCAUGCUCAAGUCCGCUCUGGGUGCAGGACUGCUGAACUUCCCCUGGGCUUUCUCUCGAGCUGGAGGAGUUCAUGCUGCAGUUACAGUGGAGAUGUUUUCUUUAAUAUUCCUCGUUAGUGGACUGGUGAUCCUGGGCUAUGCGUCAUCCAUCAGUGGCCAGAGCACUUACCAGGCAGUGGUAGGGCACCUCUGUGGGCCAGCUGUUGGCAAACUGUGUGAGCUCUGCUUCAUCUUCAAUGUCUUCAUGAUCUGUGUGGCAUUUCUGGUUAUAUUGGCAGACCAGCUUAAAAAAUUGAGUAUUUCCAUAUAUGAGCUAGUCACAGGUUCAACUGGGAACGAGAUGCCUUAUUACUGGUACACAGACCAGAGGUUUACACUUUUCCUUGUGUGUCUCUUUGUCAUUCUUCCUCUCUCAAUUCCUAAAGAGAUUUGGAUACAGAAGUACACCAGCGCAUUAGGUACUGUAGCUGCCAGCUAUUUGACUGUAGCCAUUGUUGUAAGAUAUUACACAAGAACAGUCCCUGAGGCCCACCUGUCUCCCUCAUACAACAGUGGCAUGGGCUUUUGGGCUUCCAUGUUCAGUGUCAUCCCGACAAUCUGCUUUGGGUUUCAGUGUCAUGAGUGCUCUGUUGCCAUCUACAGCAGUUUGGAGAAUAAGAAGCUCUCCAACUGGGUCAAAAUCUCAUUAUUAUCUAUGUUUAUCUGCCUUGUUAUCUACACUCUAACUGGUAUCUAUGGGUUUCUCACCUUUGGAAGGAAUGUUGCUGCUGAUGUUCUAAUGUCAUACAGUGGACAUGAUGUCCUUAUGAUCAUUGCAAGGCUACUCUUUGGGAUCUCCAUUAUUACCAUCUACCCCAUUGCUCUUUUCCUUGGAAGAUUGGUGAUUCAGGAUCCAUUACUGCGGCACAGAGAGACUUAUGAGACCUGCAUUAGAGUUGUCUUGACUGCAGUUUGGAUUAUCAUCACUUUCCUCAUUGCUGUUUUUGUUCCAGACAUCAGCAAAAUCAUUACCAUUAUUGGCGGCAUUAGUGCAUUAUUCAUCUUUGUCUUCCCAGGUCUUUGUUUAAUAUUUGCCAUGCAAUCUCAGCCAAUGUCAACAAGAAUAAGGUGGAUUUUAAUUGCAUGGGGAAUGAUCACACUUUUAAGUGGCACAUUCAUUUUUGGGCAGAGCAUUUUCUUUGCUAUUAUGCAGGUCUUUCAUAGGAUAUGAUUCUUGUAAGCAUUUGCAAGUCUGCCUCCAAACAGAACUCUUUCCCUGUUUU
Messenger RNA from Clarias gariepinus (North African catfish), 1357 nucleotides. It is a transcript of the gene slc38a8a, whose product is annotated as solute carrier family 38 member 8a. Gene Ontology annotation, biological process: amino acid transmembrane transport. NCBI's taxonomy places the organism in Eukaryota, Metazoa, Chordata, Actinopteri, Siluriformes, Clariidae. Gene Ontology annotation, molecular function: amino acid transmembrane transporter activity. The record is from RefSeq and is a predicted model, not a curated record. The transcript has 10 exons. Bases 1 to 1305 code for a protein of 434 amino acids.